AUGGCCCCUCUUUGGUCAUGGCUCGGGGCACUAAUUGCCCUGCCCCUUGCUCUAGCUGGCAAUCCUGGAGACGCAGUCCCCAAGUCCUAUAUUGUCGAAUUUAGUGGACCACAAGUAUCUACUGAUGGAUUCAUCUCAACACUCGCUCGCAGCGGCAUUUCUAUUAGUCUCAGCCGCGAUCUAUCAUUCUCUCUUUUCCAUGGUGGAUCUUUCACUCUACCUCAGAAUACCCGGAAUGAGGCUCUAAUCAUCAAGAAAAUUUCUUCACUCUCUCUGGUGAAGAGUAUCUCUCCAGUUCGAGAAGUCUACCAACCCAAGCGAUCUAUUUCCGCUGCCCACCACGCAUCGAUUCUGGAUCAUACCCAUACUCUUCGUCGCCGUAAUGUGAGCUAUCCGAUUGGCUCGAACGAUGUUCCUCAUCAUAUGACUGGUGUGAACAAGCUGCGCGAGGAAGGCUUCGUGGGCAGUGGUAUUUGCGUCGCUGUCGUGGAUGGUGGAAUCGAUUAUAAGCACCCAGCUCUUGGCGGUUGCUACGGAGAAGGCUGCUUAGUUUCAUUUGGUUACAACUUGGUCGAUGACACAAAUGACCCCUAUGAUAACUGCGAUGGUCACGGAACUCAUGUUUCUGGUCUCAUCGCAGCGCAACCGAAUGCUUAUAACUUCACUGGUGUGGCACCUAAUGUCACACUUGGACAUUAUAAGGUCAACAAGUGCCAUUCUGGUUCAUCUACCGAUGUGAUCAUGCAUGCUUUCAAGAUGGCUUAUGAGGCCAAGGCUGAUAUCAUCACUGCUUCUAUUGGUGGUUACAGUGGCUGGUCAGAGGAGCCUUGGGGUGUUCUGAUCCAGCGCAUUGCGGGUGCCGGUGUCCCUUGUUUGGUUGCUGCUGGGAAUGACGGCGCAGACGGAAUGUUCUAUGCCUCCGAUGGAGCAGAUGGCAAGGGUGCUAUUGGUGUGGGUUCAGUUAACAGUUUGACGUCCCCAAUGAUCUUGACCAGUGCUUCCUACUCUACCAAGAACAGUACCAAGCAGCUUGGUUGGUCUAUUUCUGGAGACGCUGAUUUUGUCAAUGGUACUUAUCAGCUAUACCCUCUGAGCCUGAGCACUUCGGUUGAGGGCGACGGUUGUAAGGCUCUACCCUCGACUACACCCGUUUUGUCUAAGAAGAUUGUUCUUAUUCGACGUGGUGGUUGUGCAUUUGAGGACAAGGCUAUUAAUGCUGCUAAUGCCGGUGCAAAGAACAUUCUUUUCUACAAUCAUGUUCCUGGUGUCGAUGCAUUCGAUUUUUCUGAUCAUGGACUCGUCGGUAUUGGAAUGGUGCCAACCGCCACUGGUGAAGAUUGGAAUGUUUCCGUCUACCUACACAUGGUUAGCAAGAGCUCUGCCGCCACAAUUUUUGUCAAUGAAGUGAAUAACCUGGCUGGCGGCUAUGUGAGCGACUUCACCCAAUGGGGUCCUACAAAUGAGCUUGCAGCUAUUACUACUGUCCUUGCUCCCGGUGGCUUCAUGCUGUCAACUUGGCCUCUCGCUCUCGGUGGAUAUGCCGUUGACACCGGUACCUCGAUGGCCACUCCAUACUUGGCUGGUUGUAUUGCUUUGCUCCUUGAAGCUCGAGGCAAGACCCCAGUGAAGACUGUCAAGUCUCUUCUCGCCACCAAUGCUAUCCCCAAAAUGUUCCAGGACUGUGUCACGAGCUACCCAUGGCUGAGCUCGGUUGCUCAACAGGGUGCCGGAUUAAUCGAUGCGUAUAGUGCCGUCCACUCCAAGACCAUCCUUAACGUAAGCAGUCUCAGCUUCAACGAUACUCAGUUCUUGGCUCCUGUUGCAUUCACUAUCAACAACACCGGUUCGGAUAUCGCUGUCUACACGAUCAGCCGGGUCAGCAGUGGCACUGUCUACGCUCUUCCCGAUGACGGCACCACGAUUCCCAUGACCUUUGAUUCUGGCGACUUCAUGGAAACCGUCAACAGCUCGGCCACUCUCAAGUUCAGCUCUACUCGUGUCUCCGUAUUCCCAGGCCAGAGUACCACCGUCAAGGUCCUCGCCAGUCCUCCUCGCGGCCUAAACGCCACCCGCAUUCCCAUCUACAGCGGUUUUGUUACUCUUAACGGCACAAACGGCGAUUCAUUCUCCAUCCCAUACCUGGGUGCUGCCAACGCCAUGCGCAACGUAACAAUCCUGGACACAAAGCACGGCGAGAACUAUCUCCUAUCUAGCGAGAGCUCUGCCCCCGUUCAGGCUGGGCAGAUGUUCACAUUUGCAAGCCCCAAUGCUACCACCGCAACAAACACUACCAACCCGAUCUUCGAUCUGCGUCUCUCCAUGGGAACUCGUCUACUGCAGGCUGAUGUGAAGUCUUAUAACGGAACUGUUCUCGGAUCUCUUCCCUACUACCCCCAGGAAUUCAAGUCGCGAUCUGCGACUGGUCCUCAGAAGGUUUCUUGGGAGGGUCAAUUGGCAGAUGGUUCGUAUGUUCCUGCUGGCAUUUACUCUCUGCGUGUGCGUGCUUUGAAGAUAUUUGGGAACCCACUGAAGGAUUCCGAUUAUGAUCUUGUUGAGACUCCGAAGUUCCGGGUUCGAUACACUGGAGCUUGA
This is a messenger RNA of Penicillium malachiteum, 2592 nucleotides long. RefSeq lists its product as uncharacterized. Gene Ontology annotation, cellular component: cytosol; cell wall; membrane. Gene Ontology annotation, molecular function: tripeptidyl-peptidase activity; serine-type endopeptidase activity. Bases 1 to 2592 code for a protein of 863 amino acids. Gene Ontology annotation, biological process: proteolysis. The record is from RefSeq and is a predicted model, not a curated record. NCBI's taxonomy places the organism in Eukaryota, Fungi, Ascomycota, Eurotiomycetes, Eurotiales, Aspergillaceae. The transcript has 3 exons.